Messenger RNA from Toxotes jaculatrix (banded archerfish), 3957 nucleotides. RefSeq names its product stanniocalcin 2a (gene stc2a). Gene Ontology annotation, molecular function: hormone activity. Gene Ontology annotation, biological process: intracellular calcium ion homeostasis. The coding region runs from base 428 to 1285 and encodes 285 amino acids. Lineage: Eukaryota; Metazoa; Chordata; Actinopteri; Toxotidae. The transcript is spliced from 5 exons. Gene Ontology annotation, cellular component: extracellular region. The record is from RefSeq and is a predicted model, not a curated record.
CUGCUUCUUUGCAAUUUCCGCUCCGUGCUCCUCAAGUAUAAAUCAAUUUGUGGCACACGGACUGGAACAACUUUUUCUUUCUUUUUUUUUUUUUUUAAUAGAAGAGAACAAGCGCCAGUUUUAUGGCAAAAGGGGGACUUUCACAGGACACUCCCCUAAAACCUUGGACGUGGAUGUCUGCGUCUCUGAUUGGUUGUGAAGCCCCGACCGACAACACCUGCUUAACUCCUUCAUCCAAAUUGACACCCGGGGCUCUGAGAAAUAUAGGCAGCAUCCCUUCCAGCUCAUGCAUUCAGUCCCACAGCUGCCCCAAAAGACACCACCAAGACGCAGCUGCGCUGAUCACUGAUCCAAGGUGAACCCUCGCACACGCUCACACACGCUGCCGGAUCUUUGCUGGGAAUCGAAGCGCACUGCCGGAGACGCAAUGCUGGUCAAACUGGCCGUGGCUCUGCUGGUUUUGUCAGUGCUGGAGCAAGUAGUGGGAUCGGAUAAUACUGAAAUUCAUGACAGCCCCCCGGAGAAGCCGGCGAGCCAGAAAGGACGUCUGUCCCUGCAGAACACAGCUGAGAUCCAGCACUGCCUGGUGAGUGCAGGGGAUGUCGGCUGUGGCGUGUUUGAGUGCUUUGAGAAUAACUCCUGCGAGAUACGAGGGCUACAGGAAAUCUGCAUGACGUUCCUGCACAACGCUGGCAAAUUUGACUCUCAGGGGAAGUCCUUCAUCAAGGAUGCUCUGAAAUGUAUGGCACACGGACUACGGCACAAGUUCAGCUGUAUCAGCAGGAAGUGUACAUCCAUUAAGGAGAUGGUGUUCCAGCUCCAGAGAGAGUGCUAUAUCAAACACAACCUGUGCUCUGCUGCAAAGGAGAAUGUGGCCGUCAUGGUGGAGAUGAUCCAUUUCCAAGAUCUCUUCCCUAAGGGCCCAUAUGUGGAGCUGGUGAAUAUUCUCCUGAGCUGCGGAGAGGAGGUGAAGGAGGCACUGACACGGAGCGUCCGGCUACAGUGCGAGCAGAACUGGGGGGCUCUGUGCGACAGCCUGAGCCUCUGCUCCUCCCUAGCCCCAUCUCCUGCCGGCUCCGCUGUCGAACACCACCGUCGCCCUUUGCCCUCCCACCCUGAGCCGGAGCAACCUCGCCCCCCGCGGCAAGGCGAGAAGGACAAAGCUGGUAAGGCAGGCUUCAACGCUCACCCACGCAAUCGCAGUCAGGGACCUCGCCGCCAGAGUCCAGAAGCCGGAGUGGUGGCUGAGCAGGAAGACCCCGAGGCCACCGACAUCCGGAGGUGAAAGUGUAGGAGACUGCCCCGACUUUGACCCCUUACACCGUUUAAAAACCACACUUGCAGACUUAUGCACACCUCCACACACUCAAACACACAAACACUUCACACACACACACACACUCCUUCACACUUAUAUACACUUACACACACACACAGACACACACACACAAAUUUCCCAGACAGACUGAGCAGAAGGAAACAAGCCCCGACCUUUCCUAUCCUUAUUCCGCCCUCUCCAGUCAUUCCAGCAGCCCCACAUGGUAAACUUGCAGGGUAAUUGUGGUGUAGCUUGUAAUGUUAUGCCAGAUUGUAGGCCACAAUUUUUUUUUUUAAUUGAAUAAUAAUUGUUAUUAUCAUGAUUAUUUCAACUGUUAGGACUAUUUUGGCUCUAAUAUAGCAUUUCUCAAAUCAUACUUACUGUAAGAUUUGAUUAUAUUUGUAUUAUUUAUUUUAUUCUUUAUGCAAUGUUGAAAUAUCAAAAUGUACAUAGAAAUAUACUUAUCUAUAUUUAUAUCGACAUGUAUAAAUAUAGUUACAAUAUGCAAUACUGAUAUACUAUAGAUUACAUAGUAUAUGGUGUGCUGUCCGUUGUUCUUUUCACAGUAUUGCACCCAUCACACAUUGGUCUGUAGAUAUGUAACAUACACCAUUUGUUGUUUCAAAGUGGGAAUGUGUAUUAUAAUUAUAGAUACUUGAUGAUUAAAUACAAAUUGUACAGGUUUCAAGUCCAGUUCUGGCACAUAUGAAUUGUAGUGCAUGAUGGCCACGAAGCCAACAAACUUGUGCAUUCUUAAAGUGUAAAUCCACUCUAAAGAGGAUGCAAAUGUAAUACUAUGAAUAUGGACAGUUAUUUCACCCUUUGUAUGUAUCGAUCAUAAAGCUAGAAAUAAGAGAGCCAAGACUGAUUUCUGAUGUCAUCAAGCAUGGCUGUCUGGGCAGCGACGAAUGGGAGACUAGCAUAGCAGACGCCGUCUUAUGAACUCUUUGUUUCAUACGUAUUAGUGCUACUCUGACAUGUGUCUCAUUUGGAUGCAAAAAUUGUCACGUUCAUUGUUAAUAGAUCCUUCAGAAAGUGUGUCUCAGUGACAUUACAGAUUAACGCCGCGUAUAGCUUCAGGAGACGUCGUCGCUCUUGUUCACAAAUAAUAACUGAACUUUCAAAUGUUCUCUUUGAGUUGGUUUUUCCGAUUAACUGUCCGCUAUCAUUGAACUGCAGGAAAGAGAGGAUGUCCAUUCACGUUUUGAUGCUAUGUCCUUUGAAAUGUAAAAAAAAAACAAAAAACUUACACACACACACACACACACAUCAAGGUGCCUAAACUUGUUAUUGUCCACAGUGACCGCUUCUCUGUGAUUUAAGUGAAUGGAUGAUACUGUGUCAUGAGGAGAUUUAAUGUCGAGCUGUUUUACAAUGAUGUUGAGCCACAGAAGUCUUAGACAUUGCACUUUGGAUGAUUGUCAGAUUGUGUUGGACUGCUGCAGGUUGAGAAAUGAGACCAGGUUACCAGAUCUGUCCUCUAAUCAGAGGAGAUUUCGUCUGAGAAAGCCUGGUUUUGCUUAUCAACUACAGCACCAAGCCCUGUAUCCCCACAUGCUCCUUUGGACCAGAUCUUUAGAAGAGCGAUGCUUCCUUUUUCCAGUGUCCCAAUGGCCAGGAAAGAGGCUUGACAGAAACCCUCCAGAUCUCUGGCCCCUCUAAAUUAGCCCUUAUUCCUCUCUGGUCCCUUACCUAGGUCAGGAGAGACAUGAAGGCCUGUUAUUCUACCCGUUAGAGCCGCAGGCAACGCAGCAAGGACCCAGGAACUGGGUUAAGUCCACACACGGGGGCUCUGGCGCUGUUAUUCUAAAUGUUAUAUUUACCGAGGCCACCAGAGAAUUCCUCUGGGCCACAGCCAAGAGCCAGCAACACAGCGAGGCUGAGAGGAGUGGAGCAAGAAGGAGAGAGACAUACUCAACUUUUUUUUUCUCUUUUUUUUAAUGUGAUGAGUGACUCCGUCUUUGCUUCUCCUAGAACUCUUCUUCUCUUCCUCCUUUAUGUCACACACACACACACACAGGCUUUUUGACCAUUUCAGGCCAGUCACAUGCUUGAGCUGUGGAAGUGCAGUUUGUGAGCACAUUACACCACAUGCUGGGGAGCGCUUGGUGCAAAAAGAAAAUAAAACAUGCUCAGAUUUUGUGGCUAAGUUUAGGGUUUUCACUUUGUUUUUUCCUGAUGUACUUACUCCCAACCAUAUAGAGACUAUUAUAAGUUCCAAGGGUUUUAAUCAUCAGUGAGGCUUUUUAUUCUUUUUAUUCUGUUGUGGAAGUUGGGAUUCCUGUGACAUCCCAGCACGAGACAUAAGCUAAUCCUAUUGAGAAUGUACUGUAUGUGUGUAAAGUGACAAUCUGUUCAGCUCUCUGUCAUUAGGUUUGAUAUGGCUUUUUUGUAAUAAUGUAGUGGCUUGAAUGGCUUUUCUCUACGUGUUCAGAGGAAAAUAGAACUAACCACAUUUCCUGUAUUGUCAGUGCUCUAUCACCUCUAAGCACAAGGACUCUGCUUUCACUGUUGAAAAUACAGAACAUGGUCUAGAAGUUUGUAACUCACCUGUAAUACAUUGGGCAUAUGAUCCUAUAAAUAUCCUUGGACUCAUAAAACAGAUGUAUCUUGUUAUCAUUAAAAUAUUUUUGUCUGUA